AUGAAGAGGCAAGAUCCGGAAGCUGGAACAAGCCCCAAAGUUACAGAACAUGGAAACCAAGGAGAAUUUGGGGAAAGAUCCAGAGAGAAGCUUCUGGCAGAGGGAUCCACACAUAUCCAGUGCCAGCACUUCAGGCAGUUUCCCUACCAGGGAGCCAAGGGGCCCCGAGAGGUUUGCAGCCGACUCCACUAUCUUUGCCACCAGUGGCUGAAGCCAGAAAGGCGCAGCAAGAAGGAGAUGCUGGACCUGGUGAUCCUGGAGCAGUUCUUGGCUGUCCUGCCCCUGGAGAUGCAAAACUGGGAGCAAGGCCUUUCAGUGGGCAUGUCUGGCAAAUUCCUUAGGACAGAGAAGGCUCCAGUGGGCACGAGGUGGAGGCCAUGCUCCAGGAGGGUUGUGUGGAAAAGUGACCAAGGAACCACCUCACUGGGAGGUGACAUGGUGCCAGCAAAACCAAUGAGGUCGUGUUUUCUUGGUCGCCUAGUAGACACCAUAUCUCUGCCAGAUCAGGGUCUGGUGACUUUCGAGGAGGUAUCUGUGAAUUUCACCAAGGAAGAGUGGGCUCUGCUGGAUCCAGGCCAGAGGGAUCUCCAUUGGGAAGUCAUGCUGGAGAAUUUUGCCAACGUGACCUGUCCAGGGGAAGCUCUGAUUCCUAAACUGGAUCUCAUCUCUUCACACAAAGAAAGGGAACCUCUGUUAAUCCAAGGCUCUGAAAGAGAAGAGCGAUCUGGAGACAACAGAUGCGCAACUGGGCAUCAGAAAUACCUACUGGGGACAUUUUCAGAAACAACUGGAUGUAAAGAAGGGGGGAAGCAGAAAAGGAAAACUGAAGUGAAAGAGAAGAGGAAGAAUGCACCCACUCUUCAGAGUGGCAGCUGUGAAGAAAUCGCAAGCCUAGGGAAAACGUCCACAAGGAAUGAAAGGAGUACAUGCCCCAUGUGUGGGAAAAGCUUCACGCGGAAAUCCAGCCUCAGUCUUCACUGGACAAUCCACACGGGGGAGAAACCUUUUAAAUGUUUGGAGUGUGGGAAGAGCUUCAGACGCAGGGAUAAACUUAUUAGACACCAGGGAAUCCACACAGGACUAAAACCAUACACUUGCCUGGAGUGUGGGAAGAGCUUCAGAGACAAAAUAAAUCUUAUUUCCCAUCAAAGAAUCCACACAGGGGAGAAACCAUAUUUAUGCCUGGAGUGUGGGAAAAACUUUGCAUGGAGAAAAACACUGAUUUACCAUCAAAGAAUCCAUACAGGCGAGGAACCGUAUAAAUGCUUGGAGUGCGGAAAGAGCUGCAGUACAGGCUCAGACCUUACAAGACAUCAAAGAACCCACACGGGUGAUAAGCCAUUUAAAUGCCUGGUGUGUGGGAAGAACUUCACUCGGAACACAAACCUUUUAUCACAUCAAAAAAUGCACACAGGGGAACAACCAUAUAAAUGCUCUGAUUGUGGAAAGAGUUUUAGUCAAGGCCCUGCCCUUACCAGACAUCAGAGAAUCCACACAGGGGAGAAACCAUACAAAUGUUCAGAGUGUGGAAAGAGUUUCAACCUGAGCACAACCCUCACUAGACAUCAGAGAAUCCACACGGGGGAGAAACCAUAUCAGUGCUCAGAGUGUGGGAUGAGUUUCACUUGGAGCUCGACCCUGACUUCACACCAAAGAAUCCACACAGGGGAGAACACAUAUGAAUGCCCAGAGUGUGGAAAGUGUUUCAGCAAGAGGAAAAGGCUAGUUUCCCAUCAGAGAAUACACAAAGAGAAUUCCAUGGAUCCUAGAAAUCCCCUUGACAUGACAAAAAUAUUGGGUGGAGCGCCAAUCUUCUCAGCAAGGAUUUCCCAUGAAAGCAUAUAA
This is a messenger RNA of Heteronotia binoei (common prickly gecko), 1845 nucleotides long. Its product is annotated as zinc finger protein 154-like. The transcript is spliced from 6 exons. NCBI's taxonomy places the organism in Eukaryota, Metazoa, Chordata, Lepidosauria, Squamata, Gekkonidae. The record is from RefSeq and is a predicted model, not a curated record. The coding region runs from base 1 to 1845 and encodes 614 amino acids. Gene Ontology annotation, biological process: regulation of immune system process; regulation of cytokine production; negative regulation of transcription by RNA polymerase II.